Galleria mellonella (greater wax moth) is the source of this 1026-nucleotide messenger RNA. RefSeq names its product electron transfer flavoprotein subunit beta (gene Etfb). Gene Ontology annotation, molecular function: electron transfer activity. Gene Ontology annotation, cellular component: cytosol. The transcript is spliced from 6 exons. Bases 130 to 891 code for a protein of 253 amino acids. The record is from RefSeq and is a predicted model, not a curated record. NCBI's taxonomy places the organism in Eukaryota, Metazoa, Arthropoda, Insecta, Lepidoptera, Pyralidae.
AAUUACUCUAUAUUGUAAUUUUUUUUAAUAUACGGACUUCGUACCUUCUUUAGAUAUUAUUUUGUUUUUAUUAAUUUUCUAGAAUUUAAGCUUAAUUUUCUUAGUAAAUUUAAUUAAAAGUUAAGUAUAAUGGCUCGAGUAUUAGUCGGUGUAAAGAGAGUUAUUGAUUAUGCUGUGAAAAUUCGCGUUAAGCCCGACAAAAGUGGUGUAGUAACUGAUGGCGUGAAACACUCAAUGAAUCCUUUCGAUGAGAUUGCAGUAGAAGAGGCGGUCAGGCUGAAGGAGAAAAAAUUAGCCAGUGAGGUCAUUGCAGUCUCAUGUGGGCCAACACAAUCGCAGGAAACUCUUAGAACAGCUUUGGCCAUGGGUGUGGACAGAGCCAUACAUGUUGAGGUAGCUGGAGCGGAGUAUGAGAGCUUGCAACCGAUCCAUGUGGCUAAGAUACUUGCAAAGUUAUCACAAGAUGAGAAAGUUGAUCUUGUUAUUGUAGGCAAACAGGCAAUCGAUGAUGACUCAAAUCAAACUGCACAAAUGACAGCUGCAUUCCUAGACUGGCCUCAAGGAGCAUUUGCUUCAAAGUUAGAGAAGACCGAUUCUGGCUUGACUGUGACCCGUGAAAUUGAUGGUGGUCUUGAAGUGGUAAAAACAAAGUUACCGGCUGUUGUCAGUGCAGACCUCAGGCUCAAUGAGCCCAGAUACGCUACUCUUCCAAAUAUUAUGAAAGCCAAAAAGAAGCCACUAAAGAAAGUCACUGCAAAAGACCUCGGCGUGGAUCUUACACCGAGGAUCAAGGUGGUGUCCGUAGAAGAUCCUCCAGUGAGGCAGGCCGGCUCCAUCGUGCCCGAUGUCGAUACGCUCAUCGCCAAACUCAAGGAGGGCGGGCACAUUUGAAAAUACACUGUAUAUUUAUUAUAACAGAGUUUAUUUCCCUGUAUAAAUAUAAAAAUUGUUUUUCUACACGAGAUUUUUGUGGAGUACUGUGGAUUACGUAGUCAAGUUAUUGAAUAUACAAUAUUAACAAGUUAA